CAGUGGCGUGCAAUCAAUGUAGGCAAAAAGGCAUUGCCUACCUUAGCAAUAUUUGUAAAAUUAUCGAAAACAUGCGAAAACUCUACUUCUAAAUUACAACAUAAUAUUUUACUUCCUUUAUUUCAAUCUGUUUCGUCUGCAAUUAUUAUUAAAGCAAACGCAAAUGUUUCCACGAUUCUAAAAUAUAGUGCAAUCUUGCUUUUAAGCGCACUUCAAACUUCCUGUGUAGGUGGCCCAUAUUUACGCGCCGUAAGGUGGACCGUUGUGAUGACAUGGAAACUAUACCGAGAUGCGAAGGCAGCACCUACAGUGAUAAUAAUAAGCGUACGAAAUUAAAGGCAUGUAUGUAGCGUAGUGUGUUGAAAAGAGAUAGAGCGCCGAGCUGAACGUUAUGCGAGAUGCAUGUGGCAUGUGCAUUCGGUAUUACCUGGCGUGUCGUUUCGCGGCGUUGUCGAUUAUCGGAUUAUAUUAUUUUUUAUAAUGUGUUUUAAGAAUAAUUUGGCCAAACCUUUUCUAUAAAACAUUGACAGAAACCAAACUGUUGUGUUAACUGAUUAGUGUAGGAGACUGGAGACAUUUACUUUGAAAAUAAAAAUGCAGUGUGAAUGUGAUGACAGUGAAAAUUGUUUACAACGGCUAAAAACAGUUCCGUUUAGCACCAGAACGUUUGAAAACAAACAUGCCAUUAUUGCGGCGGGGCGGCCUACCCCUUCACUUAAAAUUGUGCAACAAAAGAAAAACUGUAAUCGGUAUUUUAGCGAUAAGUUUUAUGAAAAUUAUAAUUGGUUUGCAGGUUGCAAACAUAUUAACAAGUUGUUUUGUUGGGCAUGUCUAUUAUUUUCGAAAGAAAAGAAUGUGUGGACUAAUGUCGGUUACGCAGACCUGAAUAAUUUGACAAAUGCUGCAAAAAAACAUGAUCAGUCUGAGAAUCAUAUAAAAUCUGCCCUUUCUUUAUGUAACUUUGGACAAAAUAGGAUAGAAAUGAGCCUUUCUCGUCAGUUUAAAGAGGAAAUAGAGCGGCAUAAUUCUAAAGUCGAUAGAAAUCGUAAUCUAAUGCGAAGACUUAUUGAUAUAACUUGUUUUUUGGGAAAGCAGGAACUGCCAUUCCGCGGACACACAGAAAACACUGAGUCGUCCAACAGGGGCAACUUUAUAGAAUGCAUACAGCUCCUAGCUAAUUAUGAUGGGAUUCUCGAAGAUCAUUUACACGCAUCCAACGAAAAUGAAAAGAGAAAUGUUUUUUCCGGAUUUUCAAACCGAAUACAAAAUGAUUUAAUAUCUGCAAUAGCCUUUGUACUUAAGGAAAAAAUGCGACAUGAGUUGCACCAAACAGACUUCGUGGCUAUUAUGAUUGAUGAGACACCAGAUAUAAGCGGCAAAGAACAACUAUGUGUGAUUUUUAGGUAUUUUACAGAAUCAAAUGAGGUAGUUGAUCGGUUUAUGGGCUUUAUCGACGUAAGUCCGGAUCGAACUGCAGAAGCGCUAACCAAAAUAAUUACGGAUAUUUUAAAUGACUAUAAAUGUACUGACAAAUUGGUAGCUCAGACCUACGAUGGAGCCGCUGUUUUAUCAUCUAGCAAAAAUGGAGUUCAGCAAAAAGUGCGGGAAAUUUGUCCUGACGCGAUAUACGUAUGGUGCAAUGCUCAUAUUUUGAAUUUAGUUUUGUCAAAGUCUUGUGAGAGAAUCGUGGAAACUAAACACUUUUUUGGGUCAAUUAAAAAUUUGGGUGCAUUUUUCCACACUAGUACCAAGCGUUCUGACUUCUAUAACCGAUUUUGCUCUAAAAAAUUGCCACGUGUAGUUCAGACUCGAUGGGCCUAUAAUUCCAGAACGGUAAAUGUAAUUUUUAGUGAACUUACUAAUUUGAAGGACCUGUUCAAUGACAUGCUUGAAAACCAAUCAAAUUGGGAUGGAGAGACUCUCGCGGCAGCUAGAAUGUAUUUAUUUACUCUAGAAGAUUUUGAAUUCAAUUAUUUUUUGGAAAUUUUCAACGUAAUAUUUGCCCAGACGGAUGUACUAUAUAGUAUAAUACAGUGCAAACUCUCUGAUAUUGGCUAUUGUAUUAAGAAAAUCGAGAAUUUUAAAGCAUUUUUGGAAAAUCUCUUCACGGAAUUUGAAAAAAUUUAUGCAAAAUGUGCAAACACUUAUGGUGAGCCUAAAAGAAAACGAAAUAUGAGUGAUGUUAAGACGCACUACAGGCGAAUUUUUAGAGAAAUAGUGGAUAACAUCAAAAGCGAAAUUGAUGAUCGCUACAGGGAAAUUAGGCUACUACAAUUUUUCCACCUUUUGGAUCCAGAUUGUUUCGAAUCUUUUAAAAAUAAAUUUCCAGAAGAAGUAUUCAAGGAAUUAAAAAUAAAAUACGGAUUAAAAUUUGAUUUUGAGAGAUUAAAAAAUGAGCUAAAUUGUUUAUAUUCAUCAUUAGAAUUCAAAGGCAUGAAUGUUUAUGAAGUCAUACGAUUUUGUCAUGAGAAAAAAAUGUGCGAAGUGUUCCCUCAAAUAAUCAAAUUAGCAAAAUUAAUUGUGACAAUACCCGCUAGCUCGGCAUCUGCAGAACGUUCAUUCUCUGGACUUAAGCGUAUCCAUACAUAUUUACGUAAUACUCAGGGGCAAGAUCGACUUAGCAGUUUGUCAAUCAUUUCCUUGGAGAAAGAACUCUUGCUAGAUUUAAAACGCAAUUUGACUUUUUAUGAUGAUGUUAUCAAAGCAUUUUUGAUGAAAAACCGCCGUAUUGAACUAAUUUAUAAAAAAUAAUUAUUUCUGUUUCUUAUUUAUUUUGGUAGUUAUUUUAAUAAAUUUGUGUAAAUUAAGACAGUGUUUCACCUUAACAAGAGAACAAUGUUUCUCAACGAUUUGUUAUGGGUAAGUUAAUUUAAAAAAAAAUAUAUAUUAUACUAGCCUUUGCCUACCCUACCUCCAAUGCCACUGCACGCCACUGGGAGUUAGAGGCUCUUAAUCGAUCGAUCCGUGUGCAAAUGACAAAAUAUUUAAUUCACCAUCCAAAAGCUUGUACAGAAAGGCUCUAUAUUCCACGGAAAAUGGGAGGCCGGGGACUAUUAGAUACAAAGUUACUUUAUCAAAAGCAAAUAAAUAAACAAAAAAAAUACUUUCGAGAUAAAUCCUUAACUUCUACACUUCACCGAGUCGUAACUCAGCUGGAUAACUACUCUCCAGUUAAACUCAAAGAAGGAAGCUCAGCACUUCCUGAUCUCAACAUACGAAAAAGUGAAUGGCUGUCGAAGCCCCUUCAUGGAAAGUAUCCCAAUCAACUUCUGCAAUCAAAAAUUGAAUUCUCAACUGAAUGGUUGAGAAAGGGAUACUUGUUCGGGGAAACUGAGGGAUUUUUGGUGGCGAUUCAAGACAACGUUAUCGCAACACGAAAUCAUAUCCAAAUUAUCCACGGAGUUCGACUCGAUAACGACUUGUGCAGAAUGUGUCGUCGCCACUCAGAAACAAUAGAGCAC
Psylliodes chrysocephalus is the source of this 3461-nucleotide messenger RNA. NCBI's taxonomy places the organism in Eukaryota, Metazoa, Arthropoda, Insecta, Coleoptera, Chrysomelidae. The record is from the annotation of a GenBank genome assembly.